AUGCAGUCCGCCGCGCGCUCGUGGGCCCCAGUGCCGUGCAACAACCCGUCGGCCGCGCCUCGUCACCGGUCGCUGCACGCCUGUGCUGCGUGCAACGACUCGUUUUACGUCUUUGGAGGCUACGACGGAUCGAACCGCACGAACGACUUUUACGAGUUCAACUUCAAGCGCAAACUCUGGUCCGUCGUGCUCGCGAUCGGUUCUGCGCCGAGUCCACGCGACCGUCACGUGGCAGUGGUCUACAAGAACUCGUUUUUCGUCUUUGCGGGCUUUGACGGCAGCUCGCGCAUCAAUGACUUUGUCGAGUACAACUUUGCCACGCAACGAUGGAGCAAUGUUGUAGUAAGUGCCGGAUUGCCGCCGACGGCGCGGCACAGUCAUGCUGCUGUCGUGUACGACGAGUCUAUGUACUGUUUCGGGGGUUACGACGGCAACUACCGAAACGACUUCCACGAGUUUAACUUUGAACUAAACGCCUGGUCGCCUGUUCUCUCAACAGGGCUUAUCCCUCGACCUCGAUAUCGGUCAUCGCUAGUGGUGCAUAACAACCAGUGUGUACUGUUUGGCGGCCACGACGGGUCCCAUCACCUUGACGAUAUUCACGUGUUCGACUUUGAUACGCGCGUCUGGUCAUGGCUGACAACGGAGGGGCCAGCACCCGCUGCUCGUGAUAGUCAUGUUGCUGGUGUAUACUCGAAUGCCAUGUACGUCUUUGGCGGCAGCACGGGCACUGCAGUGAGCGACUUUUACGAGCUCGAUUUGGAGUCGAAUACUUGGCGACCAAUGCAGUUCAAUGGCCAGCCGCCAGCACAGCGUUUUUGCCACGUUGGUGCUGUUUAUGACUCCAGCCUUAUCGUCUUCGGUGGCUACGAUGGAAGUAGGCGGCUGAAUGACUUCCAGCAGUUCCGCUUCAAAGAGGAGCAGUUUCAGCUGGAUAUUCCUGAGAGCACGCUCAUCAAUGAUCUAAGACUGUUGGUGAACAACGAUAUCAUGAGUGACGUGACGUUCAUCGUGGAGGGGAUUCCCGUUUACGGGCACAAGAUUCUGUGCAUCCGCUGCAGCUACUUCAAUGCAAUGCUUACAGGAGAGAUGUUGGAAAGCCGUGCUCGCGAGAUUCCGAUCACCGAAGUGCGUCGACCGAUUUUUAUUAUGUUGAUGGAGUACCUGUACACAGAUCAUCUCGAUGUAGCCGUGGAUGUUGCAAUGGAGCUGUUUGCCACCGCGGAUCGAUACGGUGUUGAGCGAUUGAAGCGCAUUUGCGAAAGUAAAAUACUCGAGUCGUUGUGCACUAAGAACGCUGCUAGCAUCUUUCAUGCUGCAGACCUGCACAAUGCCACGUUGCUGCGAGAGCAGUCCAUCACCUUUAUUCUCAACAACUUCGACGCGGUGACGAAAACCGACGCCUUUGAAGAAAUGGGUCGAACCAACAUUGAAUUGGUCUUCGAACUAUUGAAGCGGCGCUAA
Hyaloperonospora brassicae is the source of this 1464-nucleotide messenger RNA. The record is from the annotation of a GenBank genome assembly. Lineage: Eukaryota; Oomycota; Peronosporomycetes; Peronosporales; Peronosporaceae.